CACAGUUUUCAGGACUCAUUCAUCAGCCUGCACUCUGCCUGCGCCGUAUGUGUAUGCGUGUGUGUGUGCGUGCCUGAGUCUUAAGGGGGUACAUGGUCUUUUCUUUGUGAGACACAUCCCCUCCUCUGUCAGAAAACGAGAGAGAGUGAGAGAGAGAGAAAGAGAGAGGGAGGAAACGAGUAAGGGGGAGAACUGCACUUCAGAUCUCACAUGCCAUGGAAGAGCAUGCGCUGCUCUUCUGGAUUUCCAUGGGACUUAUGUCCGCCAUGGUCGGCGGGGCCAUGAGGAAGAUCCUGGCGACGCACGUCAGCACCGGUCCCACCAUGGCGGCCUGGCUGGGGGUCACCAUGCUGGUGGAGCGACUUAGCUCGCUGGGCCUCCCUGCCGUGCUGGCGCUGGCCGCUCUGGGAGCCGUCUGCCUCCUUGUGCCCUACUGGAGCCCCCCGGUGGCCCCUCUUCCCACAGAGGGCAGGGCGGUCUUCAUCACAGGUUGUGACUCCGGUUUCGGGAAGUCAGCCGCUCAGAAGCUGGAUGCGCUUGGGUUCGAGGUGUUCGCCAGCGUCCUGGAUCUGAGUGGAGAAGGAGCCCAAGAGCUGCAGCGGGUUUGCUCGUCCCGUCUCACACUCAUCCAGAUGGACAUAACCCAAGCCCAGGACAUUCAGCAGGCGCUGGCUCGCACCAAGGCCAAACUGGGGCUCCGAGGCCUGUGGGGGCUGGUGAAUAACGCUGGGGUGUGCGUGAACUUCGGCGAUGCGGAGCUUUCUCUCAUGUCCAACUACAAGGGCUGCAUGGAGGUCAACUUCUUCGGCACACUGAGUGUCACUCAGACAUUCCUGCCUCUUCUGCGGCGGGCGAAAGGCAGGAUUGUGACAGUGUCCAGCCCCUCAGGGGAGCAGCCGUUUCCCUGCCUGGCAGCGUAUGGUGCUUCCAAAGCGGCACUGAACCUGUUCAUCAACACUCUGCGGCAUGAGCUGGAACCCUGGGGUGUCAAGGUGUCCACCAUACUCCCGGCAUCAUUCAAGACAGGUCAAUCCAGUAAUUCUGAGUACUGGGAGCUCCAGUACAAGCACCUCCUCCAGAACCUACCUCCAGCCCUCCUGGAGGAGUACGGCGAGGAGUACAUGCUGGAGACGAAGCAGCUUUUUCAGCAACACGCCAAGAUGGCGAAUGAGGACCUGAGCCCCGUCAUCGACACCAUCCUCGACGCUCUGGUGUCACCGCGGCCCAAGGUGCGCUACUACGCCGGCCCAGGCGUGGGCCUCAUGUACUUCAUCCACAGCUACUUCCCCAUGUCCCUGAGCGACCGCUUCCUACAGAGACUCUUCGUGAAGAAGAAAGUGCUGCCUCGGGCACUGCAGAAGCACGGCAGCAACAGCAGCGACAGCCACAACAACAACAACAUCGACAAAGUAGGCGAAUAAACGCGGAUCGGCACACGCAGAGAUGCGAUAGGACCAGCCAUUUAACGUACUCACAGUGAUGUUUUCCCACUGUACCCUCUUCCUUACCUGUGUUUUGUACUUUUUGAAGGGAUCACCAAAUCGCACCCAAACGUCUACAUCUUACUGGAGGACAUGGCACAUAUAUGCGUGUAAUAAGGUCAAACAGGGGACAGUAGGCUAAAGUUCACAAAGCCAGACUGUCAAGCAGCUUUUCUGUGCUGUCUUGGAAAGGAGGUUUUCUGCUGAGGGAGAUUAUACAUACUGUCCACCUGAUAACUACAGAUACCACUAGAUUGGUUACAUCAUGUGACGUGUUAAAAUCUCAGCUCUUGGGAGUUUUACUUACAGAAAAAUGUUCUGAGAGAAAAAGGAAAAUUGAUUGGUUCAGAUAGAUAACCAAUCAGAUUGUAGAGGAGGUGGGGCCAAGAAACUAGAACA
This is a messenger RNA of Paramormyrops kingsleyae, 1880 nucleotides long. RefSeq names its product hydroxysteroid (11-beta) dehydrogenase 2 (gene hsd11b2). Gene Ontology annotation, cellular component: intracellular membrane-bounded organelle. The record is from RefSeq and is a predicted model, not a curated record. Gene Ontology annotation, biological process: glucocorticoid metabolic process. Gene Ontology annotation, molecular function: 11-beta-hydroxysteroid dehydrogenase (NAD+) activity. Lineage: Eukaryota; Metazoa; Chordata; Actinopteri; Osteoglossiformes; Mormyridae.